Phragmites australis (common reed) is the source of this 884-nucleotide messenger RNA. RefSeq names its product transcription and mRNA export factor ENY2-like. The transcript is spliced from 5 exons. The coding region runs from base 158 to 430 and encodes 90 amino acids. Gene Ontology annotation, cellular component: nuclear pore; DUBm complex; SAGA complex. The record is from RefSeq and is a predicted model, not a curated record. Gene Ontology annotation, molecular function: chromatin binding; transcription coactivator activity. Gene Ontology annotation, biological process: regulation of transcription by RNA polymerase II; positive regulation of DNA-templated transcription; poly(A)+ mRNA export from nucleus. NCBI's taxonomy places the organism in Eukaryota, Viridiplantae, Streptophyta, Magnoliopsida, Poales, Poaceae.
CGAGCAUAGCGAGCGGAGUAUCAGACGACAGGACGCACUUGACCCCCUAAAGAAAGGUGACAGGACGCACUAGACCACCAAACCGAGGAAGAAGACGCCCACGAACCAAAGCAGUGGGAAGAAAGCGGAAGGAGAGGGCAUCUAAUCCGGUCGAAGCAUGAGGGCAUCGAUUAAUCGGCCGCCGACGCCGAGCGCGGAGGAGGAGCGGGGGGAGGAGCCUUCUCUCAGAGAAAUCAUUAACGUCAAGUUGGUAGAGAGCGGGGAGAAGGAGAAGCUCAUGGAGCUCCUCCGUGAGCGGCUCGUCGAGUGCGGUUGGAGGGAUGAGAUGAAGGCGCUUUGCAGGGCCUAUGCAAGGAAGAAAGGAAGAAAUAAUGUGACAGUAGAUGAUCUUAUUCAUGUUAUUACUCCAAAAGGAAGAGUGCUCAAUUGAUUUCGCAUGUGAAACAGCGUCAGUGCCUGAUUCUGUGAAGGCAGAGCUCCUGCAGCGUAUCCGGUCCUUUCUCAUGUCUUCCUCACUUCGGUAAUCAUUUAUCACUACGGUUGGAGCUGCAUGUACCAAUGUACGAGUGUUUGAAGAGUUGAUCUUGUGGGGAGCAACACUGCAGGAAAAGAAUGCACGUGUCCACAUGUUCCUUGGUUUGAUUGGCAGUUGGCAUGGUUUUCAGGUGUACCUAUAUACAUAGUUGUAAUCCUUGAAUACAUGUAUUGUUGAAGAAAACCUUCCAGCUUGUAAUGCUACAUCGAGUCAUCAUCGCCCAACUGACGGUUGAUAUCGUGGUUAGAAAAUUGACAUAUGUUGGUAGAUGAUAGUAUUCAUGCGCAUCAUGUCGAACCUGAUUGGGUCAUCUUCAGUGAGCCCAACGUGAAUAGACACCACUUCGUCA